CGUUGAUGAGUUUUGAUGAAACAACCGGUAGAACAGGUAAAACACGUUACUGAAGUGGUUUCGUGAAAGUUGGUCAGGACAAAACUAGAGGCAAUAUGAGCAUGGAUUCCCAUAGAAGCAAAUCAUGCACCUGCAUUGCACCCAUCAACAUUGCAGUGAUAAAAUACUGGGGUAAGAGUGACGAAGAUCAGAUUAUUCCCUUAAAUGAUUCUGUUUCCCUGACUCUGGACACUGAUUAUAUGUACACUAAGACUACUGCCACAAUUAGCUCUGAACUUACCAAAGACAGCAUUGUCCUCAAUAAUGAAGAAGCCUCUGGAGAUGGAGUACGUUUCCAAAAUUGCCUUUCUGAAAUUAGAAAGCUUGCAGCUUCAAGUAAAUAUACCUCAACUGUUGAAAAAUCCAAAUGGAAGGUGGCAAUUGUUUCCCAGAACAAUUUCCCAACUAAAGCUGGCUUGGCAUCUUCAGCUUCAGGUUAUGCAUGCCUAGUAUUUACGUUGGCUCAACUAUUCGAGCUGGAAUCUCAAAAAUCCGAAUUGUCUGCUCUCGCGAGACGCGGAUCUGGGUCUGCCUGUCGGUCCUUGUUUGGUGGAUUUGUCCAAUGGUUUCAUGACUCUCAACCCUGUGUCGCACGGCCAAUCGCUGAAGCAGAACAUUGGCCCGAGUUGCGUUGUCUGGUUGCUGUCGUCUCGAGCACUAGCAAAGCUGUUGGCAGCACGGAAGGAAUGAGACGAAGCGUUAAAACAAGCAAACUGUUAGAACAUCGUAUCAAGCAUAUCGUCCGAGACAGAGUUGAGGAAAUGAAAAUGGCCAUUCUUCAAAAGGACUUCGUCAAGUUUGCCGAGCUGACUAUGCAAGAUAGCAACCAGUUUCAUGCAAUUUGUCUUGACACCUAUCCCCCACUAUUUUACAUGAAUAGCACAUCGCAGGCUAUUAUCCAGCUGGUGCAUCGCUAUAACGAGAUUAGACAAAAUAUUAAGGUGGCAUACACCUUCGACGCCGGACCAAAUGCCGUGCUUUUUAUGGAAGAAAGUGAACUUAAUCGUUUUGCGUCUGUGUUUCACUCCUUCUUCGGAUCUAUUCCGCACGAAAGUUUUUUCAGAGGAAAGGUACCUGAUCCAGUGGAUUCAACGAAAGAUGUGGAAGCUUUAGGGCCAGAUAAGGCGUUGAAAGGCCAAGUUCAAUAUACUAUUGUAUGCCAUGUUGGUCAAGGUCCCAAAAACAUUGACCCAACAGGUUGAAUUGUUCAAAUACACUUUACUUUAGAGGUUCGCUUUAUGCGUCCAUAAGCUGAA
Molecule: messenger RNA, 1295 nt
Organism: Daphnia carinata
Lineage: Eukaryota; Metazoa; Arthropoda; Branchiopoda; Diplostraca; Daphniidae
Gene: Mvd
Product: diphosphomevalonate decarboxylase-like
Exons: 8
Coding region: 96-1241 (381 amino acids)
Biological process (GO): isoprenoid biosynthetic process; isopentenyl diphosphate biosynthetic process, mevalonate pathway
Cellular component (GO): cytosol
Molecular function (GO): diphosphomevalonate decarboxylase activity; ATP binding
Source: RefSeq, a predicted model, not a curated record